Messenger RNA from Eupeodes corollae, 986 nucleotides. RefSeq names its product enoyl-CoA delta isomerase 2-like. The record is from RefSeq and is a predicted model, not a curated record. The coding region runs from base 1 to 888 and encodes 295 amino acids. Lineage: Eukaryota; Metazoa; Arthropoda; Insecta; Diptera; Syrphidae. The transcript is spliced from 2 exons.
AUGAUUUAUGCAAAAUGCAGGUCAAAUUCCAAAAUCAAUUGUGUACAUUUUCUUCACGAUAACAAAAUAAUUAACGUCACAAAAAUGACUCAAUUAGAUAAACGCUACAAUGAAUUUAAAGAAUUACUCCUUGAAAAACGCGAAAAGCUGCUCAUAAUUAAAAUCAACAAUCCUCGCAAAAAGAACUCACUAACUAUAAAAGCCUACAUUGAGUUUGCCAAAGUACUUCAGUUGGCAGGUGAAGACGAAUCCGUCGCAGUUGUUGCUGUAACAGGUACUGGAGAUGUUUAUACAUCAGGAAAUGACCUAUCGUUGUCAAUGUCGGGCAUAACGGAUUUCGAUGAAUUCUUGCUUGACACUGAUGUAAUUUUAAAGAAUUUGAUUCGUUCGUUUUACGAAUUCCCAAAGAUACUUGUGGCUGUUGUGAAUGGGCCGUGUAUCGGGAUCGGAAUGACCACCGCAGCUCUCUGUGACAUUAUUUACUGCACUGACAAUGCAUACUUUUUAACGCCGUUUACUAAACUUGGACUUUGUCCGGAAGGCUGUUCGUCGCAUACAUUUCCCAGACUCCUUGGCAAGGCUAAGUCCAUCGAAGUUCUGCUGCUCAACCAGAAGUUGACAGCCACAGAAGCCUUACGACUCAAUUUCGUCGCUGACGUAGUGAAGCCCCAAGAACUCGACACUAAAAUAUGGCCAAAGAUAAUGGAUAUAACGAGACUUCCCUUAGGAUCGUUGAUGGCUGGGAAGGCUCUGCUCAUGAAGGCCCAUAACAAGGAUUUGGAAAGUGCCCUCAUCGAAGAAUGUGCUGAGUUGCAAAAGAGAUUCCGUUCCGAUGAGUUCUUCAAUGCACUCGCAGCGUUCGGCCAAAGAAAGUCGUCAAAGCUUUAAAUGAAAAACCUAAUAGCAUUUUAGCCAGAGCACCAAGAAGUGCCUUUUAGUUUUAAGCAAAUAAAAGACCAACACAAAUGUUUUACUCAUCAAUCAAA